AGCGCGAGGCUGACUUACCAGUUCCUCCGCAUUCCCCCCAUCCCUCCACAAAGCAAUGACGCGGGCUGCGAUGACGCUGCUGCUCGCCGUGACCAUCCGCUGCGCCCUCGGCGCAGCGACCGUCGCCGCCGACGCGGCUCCCCGCGGCCAGCGGAGCCGCCAGUCCACCGCCGCCCGCGGCCACAGCCAUUCUGAGCUGAACGGCCUCGAGGACGCCCAUCCUUACCGUGGCCACUCCGCGCACGGGGGGGAGGCUGCCGAGUUGCACCGCACCAAGGGCCACGCGCACCACGCCGCGGCCGGCGGUCCCGCGGACAAGGAGAAGCACGCCACGGCGGCGCACGCGAGGGGCUCCCCAACGUCGGCCGAGGAGGGCUCCAAGGCCCCCGAGUGGGGGGGGGGGGAUGCCUCGGAGGCGAGCCCGGGUGCGGAGCCCGAGGAGGACGCCGAGGAGCUGGAUGCCGAGGCGGAGGAGCCCGAGCACGCGGAUGCCGAGGAUGGCGCCGAGGACUUCGAGGGCCCCGUGGAAGCCCACCUGCCCCGGCGCGGCCGCGUGCACCUCGCGGUCGACGCGGCCGGGAACGCCGCGGAGGUGAGGGGGGGCGGUGGGCCCGUCAUGCGGAGGUACAACCACACCAGCGGCACCGACUUCGACGACCUGGAGGAUGGAGGGAAGAGACACGGGGACCAUGACCGAGAUGCCGCGUGGAUCUUGUCGAUGCCGAUCCUGGUCAUGGUCCAUGACGGCCGUCGCCGCGUCGCGAUGAUGAGCCGCGAAUUGACGCCGACCAAGAUCGACGGUGACCAAGGUCGAAAUGGCAUUUGCGCGUUCAGUCUUGGUCAUGGUCUCCUUUGCCUUCCCCUCCAGAGGAGGACUCCCUGGUCGAGGAAGACGCCGACCUGAGGGCGCAAGCCAGGAGGUCGGGCUGGUGGUCCCGGCGCCGCGCGCCCCCCCGCCGCCGGCGCGCGCCCGCCCCAGUGCAUUGCGCGUGGGCGGCGUGGGGUGCGUGGGGAACGUGCAGCGCGACCUGCGGCGAGGGUAAGCAGUCGGCCACACGCAGAGUCGCCACUGCGCAGCUGAACGGGGGACGUGCGUGCACCGGCGAGACGGCGAAGACUCAGACGUGCCAGAUCCAGAAGUGCACCACAACCUCGACGACCACCACUACCACAACCUCCACAAGCACCACGACGACCACCAAGAAGGUCGUGAAGGCGGGCGCCUCGCGCCCCGCUGGCGGGGUCGCGCUGGCGCUGCUGCUGGCGCUCGGGGCGGCCCAGCCGCUGCUCUGAGGCUCCCAGGGGCGUCGGCGGACCCUUGGCGUGAUCAGAACUCCUCGCGGAGCUUCUUCGCCGAUGGCUACCCAGCUCCUCCUCCUCCUCCUGCUCCGACACCUCCU
Prorocentrum cordatum is the source of this 1400-nucleotide messenger RNA. The record is from the annotation of a GenBank genome assembly. NCBI's taxonomy places the organism in Eukaryota, Dinophyceae, Prorocentrales, Prorocentraceae.